AUGCCUUUGGAAGUCAUCAUCGUUGGGGCAGGUAUUGCCGGCCUCACCGCAGCAGUAUCUCUAUGUGAAGCCGGGCAUUCCGUUAGAAUCUUUGAAAAGUCCAAGUUCGCAGCAGAAAUUGGUGCUGCGGUAGUGCUAAGCCCUAAUGCUGUUAGAGUCCUCUCUACAUUCGGUUUUUCGUGUGAUAGAGCCCAAGCCCGUCAAUUACAGUUGUGGGAAACAGUUGAUGGAACGACUCUCAACCUUCUUGGAAAAGUUGAUCACAGAGAAGCUGAACAAAAGUAUGGUGCACCGCUUUACGCAAUACAUCGAGUUGACCUACACAAUGAGCUCUUGCUGUUAAUAAGCCAGGAAUCCAAGAAGCCAGCUACUAUCUAUCUACGUUCCAAAGUAGUGGAUGCUGACCCGGAGAAGGGCAUGAUUCAGCUUGAGGAUGGGACUAAGCAUUAUGCCGAUUUGAUUGUGGCUGCGGAUGGAUUACGUUCGGUUCUCAGGAAAGCUGUGUUUAGGGGGGAAGAUGUUAAUGCAAAACCAACUGGCCUUAGCGCUUUUAGAUUCUUGAUACCAACUCCAGAACUAGAGAGCCAUAGCAGCCUUGCUGACUUACGGCAAUGGAAGCAGCCUGGGGUCACAAUUAUAGCUGACACAACCGAUACUGUAAACGAAAGACACAUGGUCUGGUAUGAUUGCCGCAGUGGAGAAGUUCAGAACUUGGUGGGAAUUCACCCAACAAGAACCAUUCCUGGCAAUGGUGACAAUCUAGAAGAUAUCAAAGCAUCCAUGCUUGAGGAGUUUGCUCAUUUUCACCCCGAUCUCCUUGAGUUAAUCAAAAUUGCCCCGGACAUUACAUAUUGGCCACUAUCAAUUCAUGACCCUCUUCCUCGGUGGUCUUAUGGCCGAGUUGUUUUGAUUGGUGACGCCGCUCAUCCAAUGCUACCAUUCGGUGGUCAGGGAUCGAAUCAAGCAAUAGAAGACGGUGGUGCGCUAGGAUAUCUACUACGCGACGUGGACAACCAUUCAGAUAUUCCAGAUAGACUGGCUUUAUUCGAGCAAGUUCGCCGCAAAAGAGCUUCAAGAGUACAGAUACUAUCGAAGGCUAGAGUUGGACAGGAAAGGACCGUUGAAGAGGAGCUCAAAAACUAUGCCGAUCCACCUGGUUCUGUGGUUCCUACAUCCCAUGCAGAGCGCACAAUGCAUGAUUUUGGGUUUGACCUGAUUGGAAAAUGCAACGAGGUUCUCGCACAGCCAAUUGCCAGCGCUUAA
Molecule: messenger RNA, 1263 nt
Organism: Talaromyces marneffei
Lineage: Eukaryota; Fungi; Ascomycota; Eurotiomycetes; Eurotiales; Trichocomaceae
Exons: 8
Coding region: 1-1263 (420 amino acids)
Molecular function (GO): monooxygenase activity; FAD binding
Source: RefSeq, a predicted model, not a curated record